Molecule: messenger RNA, 544 nt
Organism: Parasteatoda tepidariorum (common house spider)
Lineage: Eukaryota; Metazoa; Arthropoda; Arachnida; Araneae; Theridiidae
Source: RefSeq, a predicted model, not a curated record
ACUUUGAAGUUUUGUGGUCAAUUAUCGUUCUUAACUGAAAAUACAACGAGCUCUAAAAUGAUCAAAUCAUUAGUAUUUCUUUUUGUUGCUUUAUCAACCAUUGCUUUCGUGCAUGGAGAAGAUGUAAUUCACCAUGGUGGACCCCAUGGUGGUCAUGGUGUUAGCAGACGUUAUUUUGUUAAAGAUCAUGGAUAUGGUAUAGGUUCAGGAAUCUACGGUGCCGGAUAUGGAGGUCUUGGACUCAGUUACGGUGGUUAUGGACUUGGCGGUGGUUAUGGACUUGGCGGUAGUUAUGGACUUGGCGAUAGUUAUGGACUCGGAUAUGGUGGUUAUGGACUAGGAUAUGGUGGUUAUGGCCUAGGAUAUGGUGGUUAUGGCCUUGGCUCUUACGGUCUUGGAUCUGGAUAUGGAGGAUAUGGACUAGGCUCCUACGGUCUCGGUUAUGGAUAUGGAGGCUAUGGCUAUCCUGGCUACGGAUAUGGAUAUGGAUCCUAUGGUUAUCCCGGUAACGGUUAUGGAGGAUAUGGCUAUUAUUAAGAGUAUU